GAAUCGUUAUCGUAAACUCAACGAAUGAACAAGGCCACCGGUUUCCGCGCACCGCACCCAAACCACAUCACUUGAGAAGUGAGGCAAAAAAAUAAGUUUUUUGAGAUUUUGCUUAGUACAUAGGUGCCGAUUUACUAAUGUAUACAUCCAAGAAUAUUUUUUCAUGUUAAAUUUCAGUGGACUUGUGACAACUUAUAAAUAUAAGCGUAUGUAUUCGUGAUUUGGUGAACAUUACUUUAGGAUAGCGCAGUCUGGACCUUUGGCUUGUGUUUGAGAAUAUUCGGAAAGUGUUCGUGAUUUCUAGUGAGCGAUAUCAGAAUGAACGAAUUGGAUUCUCUCAGACAAGAAGCAGAAACGUUAAAAAACGCCAUCAGAGAUGCCAGAAAAGCUGCAUGUGAUACUAGCCUUGUGCAGGCCACUGCUAGUCUUGAACCCAUCGGUAGAGUGCAGAUGCGAACAAGACGGACACUCAGAGGACACUUGGCCAAAAUAUAUGCCAUGCACUGGGGUUCUGAUUCAAGAAAUUUAGUAUCUGCCUCCCAAGAUGGCAAACUCAUUGUGUGGGAUAGUCAUACAACCAAUAAAGUCCAUGCAAUCCCUCUUAGAUCAUCAUGGGUUAUGACCUGCGCUUAUGCUCCUUCUGGGAGUUAUGUAGCUUGCGGUGGACUGGAUAACAUAUGCUCCAUCUAUAGUUUGAAAACAAGAGAAGGCAAUGUUAGAGUCAGCAGAGAGCUUCCAGGUCACACAGGCUAUUUAUCAUGUUGUCGAUUUCUUGACGAUAAUCAAAUUGUUACAAGCUCUGGUGAUAUGAGCUGUGCAUUAUGGGAUAUUGAAACUGGACAACAAGUUACAUCCUUCCUUGGUCACACUGGUGAUGUUAUGUCGUUAUCACUCGCUCCAGACACACGUACCUUUGUUUCUGGUGCAUGUGAUGCAUCUGCCAAAAUGUGGGACAUCAGAGACGGAGUUUGCAAACAAACUUUUCCGGGACAUGAAUCAGACAUUAAUGCCGUCACUUUUUUCCCUAAUGGGUAUGCCUUUGCCACAGGUAGUGAUGAUGCCACUUGCCGUUUAUUCGAUAUUAGAGCAGAUCAAGAACUGGCGAUGUACAGCCAUGAUAAUAUUAUCUGCGGUAUAACGAGCGUCGCCUUUAGUAAAUCCGGUAGAUUACUGUUGGCGGGUUAUGAUGAUUUCAAUUGCAAUGUUUGGGAUUCUAUGAAAACAGAAAGAGCAGGUAUACUAGCAGGUCACGAUAAUCGAGUAAGCUGUUUAGGCGUUACUGAAAAUGGUAUGGCAGUGGGUACAGGUUCGUGGGAUAGUUUUCUACGCAUUUGGAACUAGAUUACAUAUUGAAAAGCAACAAACAGUUCUUUUCUUACCCACCACAUCACACUGAUGUUAUUUCAUUUAGUAUAUUUUCUCAGCAUUUAUACAAUUCGAUGGUUAGUUCCACUAGUGUGCUUAACCAUUUCAUGUCUCAUCUUGUCGAAUGAACUAUGUAGCCAUGUAAAGUUAAAAUUAUAUUUCAAACUUAUUUUAAGCUCUAUGUAUGUAUUUAUAAUUUAUAUUUUCACACAACACAAAUUUUCAAAAAUCCAAAUUUAUUUGUUAUAUUUCCAAAAAUUGUAAUAUUUAUUUUAGAAUUUUAUAAAUGACAUUAUUGAAUAAACAGUAUUCAUUUUAUGCUUUGACAAUUCCUAAUUUUCUUAGAAACCUUCAUAGUUACGGUGAGAUGUGAAGUGUUGGAGAUGAAAUUUACAAUGUUUGUGGUUAGGUACAAAAAACUCAAGACCAAUGUUUAGGAAAAUAUGUUGUUUAUUUCAUAUAUCUAUAUAUCCAUAUAGCGAUCAAUAUUCAAAAGAAUUUCCAGUUUAUGUGGAAAUUUCAGUGUGGAUGACCAACUUUGAAUUUUUGAAUUAGAACUUAUUUCUAAAAUAUACGGAUAUAUGAAUAUAAAAUAUGAAUUCUUUCAAAUCCUUAUGAGGAAUCUUAAUGGCAUGUGCUAGUCUUUUUACCAAAUAUUUAAUACAUGUGCCAUAAAAAUUAUUUGCUGCAACUACUAUCAUAUUGAGUUUUUCACACCAUGAGAACCAAAAGUGAAUGUGUGGUGUAAAAUUAUAUAGCAAGUUCAAAACUUUGAGAUACUGCCUCCCUUAACUCAAACUGUUUCAAAUGACAGUGUUCUAUUUGAUAGUUUUCAUUUCACAAAAUUGUUGAGGAGCAUGUACUGCUUUGAUUGUACGAAUUCUUUUCCAAGUAUUUGAAAUACAUACGAAAAUUCAUAUUUGGGGGAAUUUCUUUUCAAUUGAUUGUCAUAAUCUGUCACUAUUGAACAUAAUUCUGAGGGAACUACCUCCAAAUUUGCUUCUUAUAAUUUAGCAAUAUAUUAGUGAAUUGAACACUAAAUAAACAGUCCAGACAAAUGUAAAUGAAACCAAAUAAAAUUUACAGUUGUUCAGAAGAAUGCACAGUGUAGAUAUAAUCUUCUUAGAGUCUGAACUUGUUAAUUAUGAGAUGAGCAGUACAUAUUUCGAUUCAAAAAUGAUUUUAUUUAUUUUUUUUGUAUAUAUUAAGUUCUUUGUAUAAGUGCAAGCAUUUAAUAUAGGGACUAAGGUUCUUGCAAAUUAAUACAAAACAAAUAUAAUAAUAUAUUAAGGAUACCUAUAGCUUUGCUUAUCAGAAAAUGAUUGUAUAUCUGUGAGUGUUGAUACUUUUCACUUCAAAAAACCCUAGCAAAAUAUGUUCGAUGAGCCACUUGAGGUCAGAUAUUUUCAGAUAUUCUGUUAUUUUUCUAUUCAGGGUAGUAGUAAAUUGAUUAUCUGAUUCAACACCGUGUAAUACUAUCUUUCCCCUCUAUCAAUUCAAAAAGCUGUAACAGAAAAUCCUUCCUUUGCUCGAAAUUCUUGAUCUCGAAUUAUUUCGUUUCUCUAGUGAGAUAAUGAAUAAUUUACCCUGUAGUAUGAAACAAAAAACGGAAUUUCUGAGAAGAUAUUUGAAAAAUGGACAUGUUGAACAUAAUACUGUAUGUAUGAAUUGUAUGAAUAAGUAAGAAUGAAAAAGUUGCAUUGUAAAUUGGAUAAGUAUCCUUUCGUAACCAAUUUUCAAAAAUUGUAAAGAAACACUUUCGAUCUUUUCUAUAAAAUAAGGGCUCAAAUUGGCUACGAAAGUUUACGUUUAUAUUAUGGUGAAUUUUAUCUUUUUAUAUGUGAGCUAGUUAAAAAAAUACGCCAAAUAUGAUCCCAGAUUACAAUGACACAUCGAACACCCAUGAACUCAAAAUAAGUAUUCUUGUCAAAAAAUUAUUUCAACUUACUGGUUGAUGAGUAUGUUUUUAUAUUUAUGAAUCAACUAAAUACCUAUAGAGUUAGAUCCUAGAAUAAUGACGCCCUCAACCUUGUACGUUAUGAAAUUAAUACUACAAGAGUUAAUAAAAAAAAAAAUUCAUCAAUUCCAUUCUUCAAUGAAGGGGCAAAUUAUCCUAGAACUCAUGUUUUCUCUUUAAAAGAUUUUAGUGGACAUAACAUAAAUAUGUGGUGCAUACGAUAAUGUUCUAUCAAUCAUGGAUAUACCAUGUGGCUAGCAUUUGUAUUUUUUGUGUUGUCUUUGAGGCUAAAUGUAUGUAGUUUCAAGUGCAACAUUUCAGUGUUGAAAAUAUUGUAAAAUUACUCUUAAUUUCUUAUAAAUCUGUUACCACAGCUGCAAAAUCGUUCAGCUUGAAUUUUAGAAAUUGAAUGUGACAAAUAUUGCUGUUAAGUUUGAAUUUCUACAUUACUUGAUAAACACACAUUAAAUUAUUAUUUUUUUUUUUUUGAGAUUGGUGUCUAUGUAUACUUUAUCAAAGAAUAGGUUAGAUUAGAUAAUUUUUUAUUGUUAAUAUUUUGAGAGGGUAUGGCGUGUGGAAAAAUAAUAUAGCAAACAUAUAUGUUAAAUUGUAAUGUACCAACUAAAUACAUCAUUAAAAUAUC
Molecule: messenger RNA, 3965 nt
Organism: Harmonia axyridis
Lineage: Eukaryota; Metazoa; Arthropoda; Insecta; Coleoptera; Coccinellidae
Gene: Gbeta13F
Product: guanine nucleotide-binding protein subunit beta-1
Exons: 7
Coding region: 319-1341 (340 amino acids)
Biological process (GO): G protein-coupled receptor signaling pathway
Cellular component (GO): cytoplasm; heterotrimeric G-protein complex
Molecular function (GO): protein binding; signaling receptor complex adaptor activity
Source: RefSeq, a predicted model, not a curated record